Molecule: messenger RNA, 681 nt
Organism: Ostrinia nubilalis (European corn borer)
Lineage: Eukaryota; Metazoa; Arthropoda; Insecta; Lepidoptera; Crambidae
Gene: Fkbp12
Product: peptidyl-prolyl cis-trans isomerase FKBP1A-like
Exons: 3
Coding region: 89-415 (108 amino acids)
Biological process (GO): protein peptidyl-prolyl isomerization
Cellular component (GO): sarcoplasmic reticulum membrane; cytoplasm
Molecular function (GO): peptidyl-prolyl cis-trans isomerase activity
Source: RefSeq, a predicted model, not a curated record
GCCAUUACCGGACGCCGUCGUGCUGCGGAUAAAAAUCCGAAAUUAUUGGAAAAAGUAACCACAAGGUUAUAAAUUAGAUAAUUUGAUCAUGGGCGUGACUGUGGAAACAAUCAGCCCCGGAGAUGGGUCGACUUACCCCAAAUCGGGGCAGACAGUGGUAGUCCACUACACAGGCACGCUGACUAACGGGCAGAAGUUCGACUCGUCCCGCGACCGCGGAAAGCCCUUCAAGUUCAAGAUCGGCAGGAGCGAGGUCAUCAGAGGCUGGGAUGAGGGUGUGGCUAAGAUGUCCGUUGGUGAGCGUGCCAAGCUGACCUGCUCCCCUGACUACGCCUACGGCCAACAAGGCCACCCUGGCGUCAUCCCGCCUAACUCCACUCUCAUUUUCGACGUCGAACUCAUCCGACUCGAAUAAAUUCUACCACCACACCCAAAUCUUUAUGGUUUUGUUAGACCAGUUAAUAUUCUCUGUAUGACAUUCGUAAGACCUUUAAAUGGGCAUUGGGCGCUCUAGUGUCCUUAUUACAUCCAAUUAUUCUCAAUAAUCAACUGCAUCAUUUGCCCUUGAUGAGUGGAUUUAAUAUCUUUAUGCGUAGAGUAGCAUAGAUCAUUAAUAUCUCAAAAUUUUCUCUAUGUCACAACAUAAUGUAAUCGUUUAAUAGUGUCAUCUAGUCAAGACUU